Molecule: messenger RNA, 1686 nt
Organism: Peniophora sp. CBMAI 1063
Lineage: Eukaryota; Fungi; Basidiomycota; Agaricomycetes; Russulales; Peniophoraceae
Source: the annotation of a GenBank genome assembly
AUGUCCCAACCUGACUGGCAGACGGUUGUAUCUGACAAGCGGGCGACCCUCGCUGCGAAGAUACCUGUGGCCUGGCGACUCACGUCUAUACCGCCAGUCGCCGAGCUUCGCAACUGCGUUGAUCUCCCUCGCCAGUACAUGAGCGAGCGGUUGUAUGCUAUCACAGAGACCACGGAUGUCAGCAUUCUCUUGAGCAAGAUCGCGAGUGGCGAAUACACGUCGUACGAGGUCACGGAGGCUUUCUGCCAUCGCGCUGCGAUUGCUCAACAGCUGGUCAACUGUCUUACGGAGAUCAUGUUCGAAGAAGCCCUGCAACGAGCCAAGGAACUGGAUGAGUACCUGCGCAUCAACAAGGAGACCGUUGGUCCUCUGCACGGCCUGCCCAUAUCGCUCAAGGAUUCCUUUCGCGUGAGAGGGACGAACUCUGCCAUAGGACUCGUCUCUUUCUUGGACGUCUUGGACACAGCUGAAUCGGAGUCGUUCAUCGUGAAAGAGCUUCGUGAGCUCGGUGCUGUCAUCUACGUGAAGACGACUACGCCCAUUGCCGUCUCUCACAUUGACGGCUACAAUAAUAUUACGGGUCAGACGCUCAACCCUGUGAAUAGACUCAUGUCGUCUGGAGGCUCUUCCGGUGGCGAGGGCGCUUUGAGCGCAAUGCACGGAAGCAUACUUGGUCUUUCGACUGACAUCGGUGGUUCAAGCCGCGUUCCUGCUGCUGUCAAUGGGGUGUAUGGCCUUCGGACGUCGGUCGGUCGCCUUCCGUACCUUGGCGCUAGAGACCUGAUCAUCGGCAAUAUUCCACGUCCCUUUACCGUGGGACCAAUGAGCGCGAAGCUAUCGAACUUGGACCUCCUCACGCGAGUCAUCCUAUCUCGCAAGCCCUGGCUUCAUGAUCCGAACGUCGUCGAGCUGCCAUGGAGAGCCGAGUCCUACGACGAGGUCGUGAGUCGAGGACGCGCUGGAGGACUGGUCUUCGGCAUUAUGAUGUCUGAUGGCGUUGUUACGCCACAACCUCCAGUAUUGCGGGCUCUGAGAGAGCUUCGAGAACGACUCGAGGCGGCAGGACAUGAGGUCAUCCUGUGGGAGCCUCCUUCUCAUGCUGAAGCGGCAAAAAUUUCGACCACUAUCUUCUUCGCAGACGGCGGACAAGCCAUUCACAAAGCGCUCGCAUCAUCAGGUGAACCCCUGAAUCAACUCGUCAAGGAUUACUUCGGUGAGACGCCGCGCCCGGAAGUAUCGGCAUCCGAGCUGUUCGCCGCAAAUGAGAAACUGUACCAGUACCAGUCUGCGUACGCAAAGUACUGGAAUGAGACCGCGAAGUCCACCAAGUCCGGUCGUCCGGUGGACUUUGUCUUGUUCCCUGCUUUUCCCGCGCCUUGCUUCCGGCCUGGUCAGUCUGGCCUCUACGUUGGAUACACGAUCGUUGCAAAUUGUCUCGACUACACAGCUGCAGUCGUGCCGGUCACCCGCGUUAACAAAUCCGUUGAUCUUCCCAACUCAUCCUUCGUCGCUCUGAACGAACGCGACCAACUCGUCCAGUCUUUUUAUGAUCCGGGAGACUUCCAUGGGUCACCCGUCGCAGUUCAAAUCAUGGGGCGCCGACUGCAGGAAGAGCAGGUGCUCGCGGCUGCGAGAGUGAUCGAUGAGCUUGUCCAUACCAAAUCUAGUACAGCAAGACCUCUGUGA